AUGUCUAAGAGAGCCGCAGAUCCCUCUGGGGAGCAGGAUGCUGCCCUCAAGGCGGGCGAUCGCCCAAUGCUUGACGCUACUCCCGACGAAGUGGGGGAGUUUGAGGACGAAUAUGAGGAUGAGUUCGAGAGCGAAGACGAGAUCUUGGAGGCUGGUGUUGAUGGUCGCCCAGACGCAGAGCGUGAGGAGGAAGAGCGUGAGGGCAUGGACGUCGACAAGCAGACUUUCAUUCCUGGACGGACAAAAUUGGCACCCGGAGAGACUCUUUCGCCUGAUCCUUCUACCUACGAUAUGCUUCACACCCUCACCACACCCUGGCCUUGCCUGUCCUUCGACAUUGUGCGCGACUCGCUUGGCGACAAUCGCAAGACGUUCCCUGGAACCGUUUAUGCCGUCGCCGGUACACAGGCGGAGGGAUCCAAAUCGAAAGACAAUGAAUUGAUGGUUUUGAAGAUGAGCUCAUUGAGCAAGAUGGAGCGUGACGGUGAGGACUCGGAGAGUGACGAAGACUCCGACGAUGAUAUGGGUGAACCCAUCCUUGAGCACAAGUCCAUUCCCCUGGGCUCAACGACAAACCGCAUUCGCGCGCACCAAACCCCGUCCCAAUCGGCCGAUUACUCCAAGCCCCCACAGACCCUGACGGCUACUAUGCUGGAGAACUCGCAGGUUCUCAUCCACGACCCUCUUUCCACACUCCGCAUGCACAAGGCUGAGGGUUACGCUCUGGACUGGUCCCCGCUCCAUCCCCUUGGUAAGCUCCUGACUGGUGACAAUGACGGUUUGAUCUAUGCGACUACCCGUACCGAGGGUGGUGGCUGGGUGACCGACACCCGCCCAUUCCUCGGUCACACCUCUUCCGUUGAAGAGCUCCAGUGGUCGCCGAACGAGAAGAAUGUCUUCGCGUCUGCCAGCAGUGACGGUAGUGUGAAGGUUUGGGAUGUGCGAUCCAAGUCCCGCAAGCCUGCCGUGGACGUUCACAUCUCCAACACCGAUGUCAACGUUAUGAGCUGGUCCAACCAGACCUUCCACCUCCUUGCGACUGGUGCCGAUGACGGCCAGUGGGCCGUUUGGGAUCUGCGUCACUGGAAGCCGGAUGCUGCCUCUCCUUCUUCCCAGAUCCGCGCAUCGCCUGUCGCGUCUUUCGAUUUCCACAAGGAGCCCAUUACCAGUAUCGAAUGGCACCCGUCUGAUGACAGUGUGGUUGCUGUGGGUUCUGCAGACAACACUGUCACUUUGUGGGAUUUGGCUGUUGAGUUGGACGACGAGGAGAGCCGCGAGGCUGGCCUUGCCGACAUUCCCCCGCAGCUUCUUUUCGUUCAUUAUAUGGAUUCCGUCAAGGAAGUGCACUGGCAGGCUCAGAUGCCGGGUACCCUGAUGGCCACUGGUGGCAGCGGAUUCAGUGUAUUCAAGACCAUCAGUGUCUAG
Molecule: messenger RNA, 1425 nt
Organism: Penicillium pulvis
Lineage: Eukaryota; Fungi; Ascomycota; Eurotiomycetes; Eurotiales; Aspergillaceae
Product: ribosome biosynthesis protein RRB1
Exons: 4
Coding region: 1-1425 (474 amino acids)
Molecular function (GO): protein binding
Source: RefSeq, a predicted model, not a curated record